GUCCUCGCCUGUCUCCUAGCAACUCUCUAACACAGUUGCGCGCGGGGUCGCGGGGGCGGACCGUGUCCCCCGUAACCUCCUCGCACGGCGGCUGUGCGGCGGGUAUGUGAGCCAACUGACGCCGCGGUCUGAGCCCCGGCUGCUACCUAGCGCAUCUGCUCGCAGGAGUGCUGGGCGGGGGGACACUGCAGCAUGUCACUGCACGCCGGGGAGUGCAAGGCUGAGGACGAGGCACGCAUGCCGCCCAGGCCCUCCCGAAGCGGCUUUUCCAGGUCCGCGAGCGAGUGUGGUGUGGAGAACCUGACCGCCGGAGCGCAGGCCCGGGACUCGGCUUCUGAGCGCCAGUGCAGCAGCGUCGCAUCCUCACACGGGCCUGCCAUCAUUUCCAACUCCGACGAGCCCCAGGUCGUCCCCUGCAACUUCAUCAUCUCAUUGGCCUUCCCAGUGAAUAUUGGUCAUAAAGGAAAGUAUACAAGUUUGAUCGAAAAAUAUAGAAAAAACCCUAAAAUGGACAAACCUAUUGCAAAGUUUCGCCGUUUCUACCACAUUGAGUAUUUCCUUCUGCCAGAUGAUGGAGAGCCUAAAAUAGUAGAUAUGGUGGUAUUCCCAGCGGUGGUCAAAGUGUUCCUGGAUUCAGGAGUAAAGACAGUGAGGCCGUGGCAUGAAGGGGACAAAGUCUGGGUGUCAUGGAGCCAAAUUUUUAACAUCAACAUGACAAAGGAAUUACUGAAGAAAAUAAAUUUUCACAAAAUAACUUUGAGGCUCUGGGACAGUAAGGAUAAGGUUUCAAGAAAAGUCAGGUAUUAUCGAUUAAAGACUGCUGGAUAUUCGGAAGAUGCAGGAUCUUCUGAGGAAGUACGACAUUUGGUUUUAAAUCAGAAAAAAUUGUUUGGCAUUCAUGUCAAAGAAGAGUGGGACCAGGAGUAUGCACCAGGAAAACCAGAAAAAGCAGGAAAACACUUAAAGUCUUUGCAUGCAGAGCCUGAAACUCUUUCCAGGAACACUGAGGAAUAUGAAAAGCUACUCAGAACGGAAGAUCUUGCUACGGUUGGAUGGAAUAUUUCAAGACUACCAACUAUUUCUUUGGGAGGGGCAACUGUAAUGGAGAUGAAGAAAUUUAUUGAGAGACCAUCAUUUAGCAGCUUAACAAAAUUAUUAGAAAAGCAAAAAUUUCAAAUUAAACAGAAAGAAUCAGAGGGGAAAAUGAAAAGCCAGAAGAGAAGGAAGAAAUCUCGAGCAGAAGAGGAAACUGAUUCCAAGAUGGCAGGCCGCUGGACGCAGGGCUCCUUCUCCAUCCAGCUGGCAGUAAUGCCACUCCUUGCAGGAUGGCAAACUAUCAUCAGUCGUGGCAGUGGGAGGUCUGCCAACAUUUUAGAUUGUUUUUUGACUUUAAAAACAGAAGUACCUAUCAUGACUGAGGAGCAAAAGCAGGAUUUAAACCCCCUGACCAUAAGGAUCAAAUGUGUUUCCUGUCUUCCAUCACAACCUGUGCCCAUCCAUGAACUAGAGAGGCUCUGCACUCCUGUGUACUGCAGGUACCAGUUCCAUAAGACUCCGGUGCACCAGACUGAGGGGAAGCCUCAUGGAAGCCAUGUCUCCUUCCAGGACAUUAAUGUCAUCUUCCUUGGGGCAAUUCACCCCAGUGACCUGAGGGAAUACCUGGAAGGCCCUCCCAUGGUGGUGGAAGUUCACGACCGGGACCGCAAGUCAGAGGAUUAUUCCCAGAAGCCCACCCUGUUUGGGGAGGACCCUCUGGAUUCAUACCUCAACUUCCAGGCCCUCAUCUCUCUCAAAGCGACAGAGAACAACCCCUUUGAAUCCCAAAACAAGAUGUGGGACCCUCAUGGGGUCGCUCAGGUCAGUUUUUCUGAUCUCCUGCUUGGCCACAAGUACUUGAACCUGGUUGUCCCCAUCCACAGCUGUGAACCCAAACCCAUUCAACAUGGUCAGAUCAGCAGGAGCAGGAAGGUUGUCGGGUUUCAGGUCCCUGCCAAUGGCCUCCAUCAUGGCCCAAUGCCCACGGGCAACUACCUAGAUGCCAACUCCCUGCUCAAGCUGCGAGUGGACAUUGCAGUGCCGCUGCAAACCAGGGCAGAAGCCCCUGGUCCAGGCCUCACAAGGACCCAGUUUGGCUGCAUCAUUUUUGUAUUUGACUCCAGGGAGAUCCUCCUCCUAUACAGUCUGCUACAGGAUAUCACCAGGAUCAACGCCAAGGCCCUUGAUCUGGACUCCUACCCUAUCAACAACAUCCAACAUGUCCUGGCAGCUUUUAAGAUGCGGGUGAAGAUCCAGGAAAUGCAGGACCUGGAUGUUCUCACUGGCUUCCACCUGCUGGAUGGGAAGAUGCACCUCCUCAUUCUGGAAGGCUUGGCUGCCCAAGGUUUGAAGCAGCUGUGGGAGAGCCACCAAAGCCGAAUGACCAAAUCAGAAUAUGGGAAAUGCAAAGUCCUCUACAACUCUCAGCUGCUGUUCCAACACCGCCACUAUGCAGACCUGGAGACCAUCCUGUACCACGUGCACCUCUUCCAGCCGCUGUCACAGCUCAUGAAGCACACAGCACUCUAUGUUCGCAAUGCUGUACCACAGGAGGCCUUCCAGGCCCUGACCAGGAUCUACUGCAUCUGCCAUCACAGCACCAGGCUCAGGGAGGUGAUCACAAGAGAUCUGCUGCCUUCCUCCACCAUGAUCAAAGACCUGAGCCGAGAGUUUGGGUUGCCCAUUUCACAAGAAGAACUCACAGAUAGAAAAUUUUCGGCCAUGUCACCUCUUCCUGCCCCCAAUCUUGAGGACUUCCGAGGUCGGAAUCCCACCCCCACUUAUGAAAUCCUUGCACACCAAGAGAAGUAUCUGCAGUGGCAGGACACUGUGAUGCUGAAGAACAAGGGCCAGAAGCACAGUCUGAUCCAGAAAAAUAUCACGGGAGCCCACCAGGUUAGCAAAAAGCCUCCAAAGCCUAUGGUGAAGGUGAUUAGAAUUUCAGCCCCUAUCCAAGAUGCUGUCUAUAACUACAGCGUUCAGACCCUGAAUUCUACGGCGCUUGCCAAGAAGGAGCUGCACCGAGAGAUGGCCAAGGCGCCAAGGAAGAGAUUCACAUACUCAAAGAAUCACCUCUCAGCUAUGGUAGAGCCUCAGGAUUCUGGGGAAGAGCAGAAAAAAGCCAAGAAGAAAUGCCGCCAAGCCUGGCUGACAGCCAACGGAGUCCAAGGGACAGGUCUCCAGAGCAGCACUGAAAGCAACCCCCACCUCGGGCUGCUGCCCACCAGCUCCACCACAGGACUCACUGAGGGAUGGAGGGAGAACACACUGUUUGCUAACGUGCUAGGGCCUGUGCUGGAUCGAGGGCGGUGGAGCUGGCACCUGCGCCACCGGGACUUUGACCUGUACAGGAAGCCACCACAUUUCCUCGAACUGCCUGCUCCUCUAGCAGUGAACCCCGUACCAGGUAACAGACGAGGCCUUUGCAAAGCUGAGCCUCCAGGUGCUGUGGACAAGCAGGAACUCUGUGCUUUCUGUCUUCAGUCGUAUCCAUUUAAUUUCAGAUCCCCAUAACUGGAAGUCAAGCUUCAGAAUGGGUCUGAUAUCAAAUUGAAAGCUCAGGAGACCCGGAUUGAAGCUGCAGCAGUAAUACUAACUUGUUGGGUGACUUUGGGCAAGUCCCUUCAUUGCUCUGGGCCUUAAAUAUAAGCUUUCUUAACUAUAAAAUGGGAAGGUGGAAAACAGAUCUAAGGGCUUUCUGAGCUUCAACACUAUUCCUCGUGACUGGUCUCUGAAAGCCUAGCCCACAGCUGGGGGCAGAAGCUGCGGGCUUCACUGGGGCCUUCCAACUCCCUUGGAGUUCAAGACACUGCCAUCUCCCUCUGUUGGGGAGACUGGGGUCUUGAUGCAUCAGUCCCUCUGGGUCCUCUUGUCUUUCUCAGCCUUUGUUAAUGAAGGACCUCGAAAUCAUUCAUAGGUUGAUGAGAACCCAAAUUGAUGGGUUAACAGAACUAGAACCUUUGUUAGGGAAGAAUGAGAUGGGCUUAUCUGGCAACAAGGUUUGCCAGAGUCUUUUCCCAGAAAACAGGAUAAAUAGGGUGGAUUUCUUCCCUCCCCCCGACUCCCAAGGGCAGCAGGUGACAGCUGCAUGAAACAGGAGGGAGUGCUGAAAGCUGCGAUUUCUCUCUGUCCUCACUUGGACAUUGCUGCCUCCCUUCAGGACAGGCCCCAGGUUCAGGGGCUGUGUGAAGACCUCCUCCUCCGUUUAGUGUGCCCUGGGCUCAGAGUCACUGCUGUGCUACAGCCCAGGCAUGAACACCAGGCUUCCUCACUGGCCUGAGUGCUCUGGUGGGCUCGACUACAGGCCUUCCCAGCACACGUUCCCUGGGCAUCUCAAGUGGCCUGUGCAUGUUGCUGAAAACAUGUAACAAGUACAUACAAGGGCCUCCCCUCCUCAAAACAUGUUUAAGAAAAGAAAAAGGGAGAAUUUGAACUGGUGGCUCCAGCCUUUUAAACUCAACUGGAGGGAGAAAACCUGCUGUUGACACGGGACUUGCAUGCCACCAGGCCUAGAGUGAAGCCCCCUUUCCUGAAUGUUGCCCAGAGAGGGCAGGGUCUGCACGCUUCCCAAGCCUUCCCCGCAGAGGCGCUCGCUCCGUGCACCUUCG
Messenger RNA from Rhinolophus ferrumequinum (greater horseshoe bat), 4643 nucleotides. RefSeq names its product cilia and flagella associated protein 92 (putative) (gene CFAP92). NCBI's taxonomy places the organism in Eukaryota, Metazoa, Chordata, Mammalia, Chiroptera, Rhinolophidae. Bases 193 to 3549 code for a protein of 1118 amino acids. The transcript has 15 exons. The record is from RefSeq and is a predicted model, not a curated record.